This is a messenger RNA of Caenorhabditis sp. 36 PRJEB53466, 736 nucleotides long. The record is from the annotation of a GenBank genome assembly. NCBI's taxonomy places the organism in Eukaryota, Metazoa, Nematoda, Chromadorea, Rhabditida, Rhabditidae.
AUGUCCGAUUCGGCGGAAAGACUCGCGUUGCGUGGAGUACCAAAGUGCGAGCGGAUUGUAAGUGAUGCCGCGUCCAAAUUUUAAGAAACAACCUGGAAAUCGCGCGGAUUUUGCUGGGAUUUCCUUUCACUUUGGACGCUUUUUUUAAAGACUUUAGACGCGGCAUGAAAAACGUGAAAUAUCACCGAAAUUCGUUAUUCAUCAGGUGGACGUCGUGAAAUGGCUGACAAAGAACAAGCUGUCGGUGGAAGACGCGGAAGAGGCGACGCGCGAGAAGUACAACAGGUACAGGAACGUCGAGAUGACGAUGAGCGCCCAAAAAGCGCGGAUGUGCGGGAAGAUCCCGGAAUUCGACAACAACAUCGGCCUCAUCGACAUGCUGAUAGCGAAAAGGGACGCCAACGAGCCGUUCGUGACGUCGUUCAAGAUCUCCGAAGACGUUUACCUUAAAGCCGUCGCCAAGAAACCCGAGGGAGUCAGUUUUUCGUCCUUUUCGGCGAUUUUUCCGUUUUUCCAGGUUACUCUGUGGGUUGGCAGCGAUUUGAUGGUCGAGUACGGUCUGGAGGAGGCGAAACAGAUGUUGCAGACGAACCGCGCUUCCGUGCAGAUCAUCGCCGACGAGCUGAUCCUCGACAUGGAAUACCUGAAGGAUCAGCUGACGAUGACCGAAGUGAACCUCGCGUGCAUCAUCAACUACGGCGUUAGAAAGCGGCGCGCCAUUGCCAGCAGAAAUUGA